Molecule: messenger RNA, 1719 nt
Organism: Letharia columbiana
Lineage: Eukaryota; Fungi; Ascomycota; Lecanoromycetes; Lecanorales; Parmeliaceae
Exons: 3
Coding region: 1-1719 (572 amino acids)
Source: RefSeq, a predicted model, not a curated record
AUGGAAGCAGAAAGGGCCAAGCUCCCUGGCUUUGGCCUGCCUGUGAACUACAGAUCUGAUAAAUACUUUCCCAAUGCUGUCUUGCAUUGGUCGGGGACCAUAUUGACCGUUCGAGAGCUGAACAUGAUGGCAAUCAUGGACAAGAUCACUGACAAGCCGGACUGGGAUCAGAAGGUCUUUGACGAUACCAUCGUUCAGAAGUGGCGCCAGGAAGCUCUUGGCACCGAGGGCAUGGACGUGUCAGAGAAGAUGCUCCACUGGUGCUUUGCCGAAUUGCGUGACAAAGCCCGAUCCUUCCGAAGCGACGGCAUGAUCCCAACUUUAGACCUCGAUGCUGCGGUGAUCAAGUCUGAUACUGCCAUCUCUUCUGAGCUAAAAGAAGCCCUGCGAGCUGGGAUCGCUCCCCUCGAAGACGUCCCUGAUAGGCUCAAAGAUUGGCACCCCGGCUCUGACGGCAAGGUACUUGACCUCGUCCACCCCUCUUUGUUCCCUUUGAUCUAUGGCCGAUCCAAAGUCCUAUCAUCCGGAAAUGUAGGACUCCAAGAUUGUGUAAGCUGUAUCGGCAAAGGCGAGAUUGCCACUACGCCGGAUGACACAGAAGUCAAUGUUAUCGACAGGUCUAAGCUCACGUACGAUACCUGGGGUGACACCAAAUUCUGGUCCAAAGCUUUCCAGUGGCUUCCCUGUGACGUAAAGUUUGCCGGCGACGAUGUCAAGAUCACCAGCUACAUCAACAACCUGCAUCCGACAUCGCACCCAAGUCUCUACUCUGUCAUUGAAAAGUUCAUUGCCAAAUCAAUCCCACUCUGGAACUUGACCCUUUCCUCCACGCAUGCCGGACGCAAGGCGCGCAUCUUACAUGAUUAUACUGACUACGAUUACCCCCGAGGGGACAGCCCCCCAAAGGAAAUAGGGGAUGAUUGGGAUACUCAUUCGAAUUGGAUGAGGGCCAAUCGCGUUCUGCAAAGGCCGGAACCUCGAGAAUUUGAAUCGUAUCAACGGCCAGUAGGUGAGCAGGUCAGCCUUCGAAGAGAAUUUGGGGAGCAAGGACUACAGGUCAUCGUGAAGCUCGCCAACAUUGAGCUGACACCCGAGAAGCCAACUUAUGACGGUGGAUCGUGGCAUGUUGAGGGACAGCUCAAUGAACGGAUUUGUGCUACGGCUCUAUAUUACUACGAUUCUAAGAACGUUGCGGACAACUUUCUGACUUUCCGCCACCGCACUGAUGAGCAAGAUUUCGAACUGAAGUCACAUGACCAGGAUGACCAUGAGGGUGUCGAAGAACUCUACGGCGUCGAGCAAGAAGGGCCCAAAGUGCAGGAAAUAGGCCGAGUCGUGACCAGAGAAGGGCGGCUCCUUGCCUUCCCCAACGUCUUUCAGCAUCGAGUGGCUCCGUUCAAGCUCGAAGACCAUUCGACACCAGGACACAGAAAGAUACUGGCGUUGUUCCUGGUUGAUCCUCAUUGCCGCAUCAUUUCUACUGCCAAUGUGCCGCCUCAGCAGAAAGAUUGGUGGAGUCCUGAGAUCCGAGAGAGCGGGAGGCUUGCGAAACUGCCGAAAGAGAUUGUGGAUCAAGUGGUGGAGGAUGUAGAGGACUUCCCGAUCUCUUUGGAGGAAGCUAAGGAACUCAGGCUCGAAUUGAUGGAGGAGAGAAAGGUGUACGUGGAGGAGGUGAAUAAGGACAUACAGUCUUUAACAUUCUUCUUCUGUGAGCAUUAG